AUGUCAGAAAAAGUGUUGGAUAUCAGUACUCUUCCCAAAUCAGUGGACAGAUACCCAAACCCAUUGGCCAAUUUAACUAGGGGUGUUGGUUAUCCAGCCUGGACACCAAUUGAUACCAAAGGAGAAACUUGGAGAAUUUUUAGAUUCGGUUUCAUGACCACUGCAACCACUUAUGCAUUAGCUUAUUUCUGGAGAAGAGUCGCAUUCAGUUUACAACAACCAGCAAUCUUAGUCAGUAUGUUUACAAUUGUCAAGGGAGUUCGUAGUUCCCUUGCUAAUAUUAGAGAAAAGAAUGAUAUUUGGAAUACUUUUUGGGCUUUUGGUGCUGCCAACACCGCGGUUAUGACUGUUGGAUUCAAGAAUAUUCCAGUUAAACAUAGAAUUAUGAGUGCUGUAGGUUUUACUUGUCUUACUUCUGUGAUUGAAGCUACUUGGUAUGCUCAAUCUACAAGUUCAAUUGGUAAGAACUUUACAUUUAAAGUUGCCAAUGCAGAAGGUGAUGAAAAGCAAGAGUUCUGGGAUGUCUGGAUGAGAAGACCAUUGAGUGCCACAAUUGAAGACUUGGGUGUUGGUCGUGGUAUUUUGAAACCAUAG
This is a messenger RNA of Hemisphaericaspora subhashii, 594 nucleotides long. RefSeq lists its product as uncharacterized. The record is from RefSeq and is a predicted model, not a curated record. The transcript has a single exon. The coding region runs from base 1 to 594 and encodes 197 amino acids. Lineage: Eukaryota; Fungi; Ascomycota; Pichiomycetes; Serinales; Debaryomycetaceae.